AUGUUCGUGUGUGCCAGUGAACUUCGGCCUCUCAAUAGUUCAUUUCCGUUCACUAUUGCAACUAAGUCUAUGGUCGAUAGAAGAUGUAGCUCAACGGACCUGACACCAACACUCAUAGGAAUAUACGACUCACUCCUCGAACCUGAAAAGAGUCUUAGACCUGAAACAUGCCGUCUGGAAACUGCAAAAGAUGCCAGAAAUGAUCCUCCAGUGAAACCGACAACGGAACCAAAAGAAAACGUAUCUAAAAUCGAAGAAGCCCCAACUAUGAUGACGGGUGGUGUGAAACUACCUUUUGCCAAUUAUAACAAAAGUUCUUUAUAUGCCAUACGAACCAAAAGUGAUAGCGAUAGUGUAGGUGAUGAAGUUAAUAAGUGUAAAAUCAGUGAUGCAUCAAUUAAUAAUAUACAAAAGACUAUUAAAGAGACCAAGCAAGUCGCCGAUACGACUUUCGAUAAUCUUUCACCAAAUGUGAAAAGAAUGAUAUCUUCAUCGGAAAUGACUGCACUUAAAUUCCAAAAGAAAACAUCAAACAUUGGUAAAACGUCAAUGAGGAGAUCUAACAUUCCUUUAGUAGGGGCAACUUCAAAAAUAUCCCAAUCAGGUGUCGAAAUUUUACCGUCAGUUGAAAUAUAUGAUCAACCGUGUGUGGCCAAAAACUUAAAUAAGUCUAAAAGCGAAGAAAUUGAAUCUCCUAAAUCCGUGCCUCUAAAGCCUGAGUUCAAAAUAGAUGACGCUCAAACCUAUGAUGUACCAACGAACAAUCGUCCAGCUAUUUAUGACGUUCCAGUCAAUAAUAAAACAGCUUUUGAGUCACUAUCUUUACCUUACAUAGACCAAUCUAUCGAACUCUCUAUUACUACUAACGAUAGAGAAUUUGAUAUAAAGUUAUCUUCGAAAGAAAACUCGCCUUUGCAACAAAAAGUUUCUGUAGAAUCACCUGUGAAAAUACUAACAGAUGGUACAAACAGCUUGCAUCGUAAAGAUUUUCUCAGUAAGACGGAGACUCCACCUAAACUUUUGUCGAAGACUGUUCCUUAUCCAGAAACCAUAGGAUCUACUGGUAAUCUUAAAACGGAAAAAGAGGUUAUCAGAUUAAAUCCACCUGUUGUCGAAGUGUCACGGCCUUUAUCAAUGAGUUCCAUUGCUUCGUCUAGUUCGACCUCAAGCAGCGGGGUGCAAAAUAAAGGGGGAGUGAAUUCUGCGUAUUUAGCUUCGAUCGAAAGUCUGGAUGAUCAUAGUGAUGUUGACAUGACAUCAGCGAAUGGCAGUAACAAUUUUGUGAAUAAUGCCGGUAUUAUGACCGCGAGUGUUUCAGAGGAGAGAACUUCAGUGGACACGACUCCUCAGCACAUAGACGAAAUGCCAGGGCUAUCACAAUUAGAACGGGUUUGUGCAGAGAUAAUCCAGACUGAAAACGUCUACGUUGAAGACCUGAGGCAGGUGGUGGAGUGCAACGAUGCUGUUAAAACUUCGCGUUGCCUGUUUCCGAUCUCUUUGAAAUAUCAGAUGCGUGCCCAUUACCAAUGCCGGCGCCGACCAAAUUAG
Molecule: messenger RNA, 1548 nt
Organism: Arctia plantaginis
Lineage: Eukaryota; Metazoa; Arthropoda; Insecta; Lepidoptera; Erebidae
Source: the annotation of a GenBank genome assembly